CCAGGACAUGUAUGAGGGCAGCAGAACAGUGCUGAGAUGUGCCGUAGGUGUGUCAGAAGAAUUCAAGGUGGAGGUGGGACUGCAUCAGGGAUCAGCUCUGAGCCCCCUCCUGUUUGCGAUCUGCAGUAAAAGCAGGGAGCAGGCGCUGGAACAAUUAGAAAGAUGGAGGUACGGACUGGAAAGGAAUGAAGAUUAGCCAAAGUAAAACAGAAUAUAAGUGCAUGAAUGAGAGGGGCGGUGGGGAAAGAGUGAAGCUCUAGGGAGAAGAGAUAGCGAGGGUGGAUGACUUCAAAUACUUGGGGUCAACAAUACAAAGUAAUGGAGAGUGUGGUAAGGAAAUGAAGAAACGGGUCCAAGUGGGGUGGAACAGUUGGUGGAAGGUGUCUGGUGUGUUAUGUGACAGAAGAGUCUCUGCUAGGAUGAAGGGCAAAGUCUAUAAAACAGUGAUGUCUGUUUUCGAUAUGUGGCACUGAAGAAACAACAGGAAGCACAACUUGAGGUAGCAGAAAUGAAGAUGUUGAGGUUGUCGCGCGGAGUGAGCAGGUUGGAUAGGAUUAGAAAUGAGCUCAUUCGAGGGACAGCCAAAGUUGGAUGUUUUGGAGACAAGAUUCGAGAGAGCAGACUUCGAUGGUUUGGACAUGUCCAGAGGCGAAAGAGUGAGUAUAUUGGUAGAAGGGUGCUGAGGAUGGAGCUGCCAGGUAAAAGAGAGAGCGGAAGACCAAAGAACAGGUUGAUGGAUGUGGUGAGGGAGGACAUGAAGACUGAAUGUUAGUGAGGAAGAUGCACGAGAUAGGCUUAGAUGGAAAAAGAUGACAUGCUGUGGUGACCGCUAAUCGGGACAAGUGGAAAGGAAAAGAGGAAGAAGUUAUUGAUUGGACCAGCAGAAUGUGAGUGUCUCAACAAUGGCACAAGGCAGAAAAUAGUAAAUAUGCUGAUUAGGAAUCUAAUGACUUAAUCCAGAGGUAAAAAAAAAAAAAACCAAAAAAAAAACCACAUGCCUGCUCAUUUUGACUUGCAUUGAUUGGUAGUGCAUUCCCGACGGAAGGAGCUGGACGAGCUGGUGGCCAGGAUGUGGAGGAUCCGAAAGAAUUUUGCCUGAUCUGGACCUAGUUCGCGUUGCGUGUAACUCCUCAAUCGUGGAUAGAGUGGUGCCGAUAAUCCGUUCAGCUAUUUUGAUUGUUCGUUGCAGUCGGAGUACAUCCUUUGUUGUUUUUUUUGAGGAUGGAGUUGAUGUUCGUCUCCCACCUCAGGUCCUUUGAGACUGUAAUUUCCAAGAAGGGAGGCCGCGAGCCCAGCUUCGAUGUCCGGGGAGGCCGUUAGCAGCGUUUCGACGGCGGCGGAGGCCUUUAACCGAGCUUCGAGGAGGCCGUUAGCUGAGCUUCGGUGGCAGCGGAGGCCUUUAGCCGCGCUUUGGCGGCGGCGGAGACCUUUCGCCAAGCUUCGGUGGCGGCGGAGGCCUUUAGCCUAGCUUCGGCGUCCGAGGCUAACUGCCGCCAACGCCUGGAAGCUCGGCUCGCGGCCUGCCGCUGGAGCUCGUUUGUCAUGCUCCCCAUCAUUCUUGUCCGAAGAACCAUCCGCGGCUGCCGGCCCGGAGCUCCCAGACCACCAGUGGUGGUCUUGUGUGGCGUGAACUUGCCAUAUUUCGCUUACAGUUAUUUGGGGAUUUGUGUAUUCUGUUGUGUUUACAGCAUUUUUGUUUUACAAUUGUUUUUUUUGUGAUUGCAGCAUUUUUAUGUUACAUUUUAUUUUUUCUGAGAUUACAACAGUUUUAUUUUGCAGUAUUUUUUACAGUAGUCUUUUUUUGUGUGUGUGUGUGCGAUUGGUGUUGCGUUAUCUUGCAGCAUUGUAUGGGUUCUUUUCACUGAUGUCACAUUUUUGGCUGAAUUACCCAAUACACCACUGCCCGCUACCAUUUAACCUCUCUACCAAACGCCUAUUAGUGUUGUAGCCUCCCGAAUGCUCUCCGUUACUGUUUGUGUUUUUAUGUUUCACGGGCGUCUCGGGACUCAAGUACACAAGAGAGGACUUGCUAUCCAUCAGAGAGCCUUCUUCUGACUUUUUUUUCGACAACUCUCACCAGUUCGCUGAAGCUUUUUGCAGAGUUGCUAAUUGGCGUGCUCUUCAAAGCCUUGCGACGAAGCUGCUCGCAUUUGGGAUACAAGUCCGCCUUCGAAAGCGGGGACAUCGUCUAACGCUUCCGACAAGACUUUGGACGUUCUGUGGCUCUGUGCUUCACGGAGACUUGGCUUUGUGGACGAGUGCCCGACACUGCUAUCAUGCUGCCCGGCUUCAAUCUCCAUUGUGCUGAUCGUGCCGCCGAGUUAAUAAGCUUAAUUGAUACUUUUCAGAAGGCCAACAUUACAGGGUUGACAGCUUUCUUAAGGCAGACUUUCAUCUCCAGCUCACAUAUGGAUGACAGCUUGAGAGCUAUACCUCCCAAUCAGAGAACAGCUGUUCUGACUCAUCAGUGGGAUCUUCUGCAGACAGACACGGAGCGCUUGGCCCAGGAGGCAGUCUGCAAACAGCAGCAACAAAUGCAUACUGGUGAAUACGUACUGCCUAGUGGAAAGCUGGAUCCCAGUUUACAGAGAAGAAAUUCUGAGGUUGCAGAUGCAAAUAAUGAUCCAAGUGAAGAUGACAUGGCUUUUGAUAGCAUUCAAGUGGCAGCACAUUCUAAAAGAGCGACCGAAACUGGAAGUGACACUCACAAAAGCAAACUGGAUUCCUCUGAUGUCUACUCGGAAUUGCCCGAUGACCCAAACUGCAACAUCAACAAAAAGGGAGCUGCCAUCACAGGGAAUUUAAAUCGCUCAGUACUGGAAUGUCACCACUUUCCUAGGCAAACAUCUGGGCAAUCGCAGAAGCCAUUCAUAAGAGGAUAUAGAUACAUAGCUGACACAAGUUCAACACUUCUAAUGAUUCCUACUUUUGCGGGCAGUGAUUGUGAUCAGCCAUUCCACCUACACCCCCAAGAUGACCAGGUUAGCUCAAUAACAGCCCAACUCUGGCACAGCAGUACUUUGUGUCGUUGCUCACCGAAAUUCAAUUCUUCUCGUGGUUGUUGUGGUAGAACUACCCAUGAGCAGUCCAAAGACCAGGUACAAAAUAGCUGUGACAAUUUGGAUACAAAUAUCAAAAGAUCUCUUGAGCUGCCAGAGCACAUGGAGGAAAAGCAUACUAUGUACUUCAAAGAACAUCAGACCUGCUAUCAGAAGGAACUGCAACACAUACCUGGAGGAUCAUUUCAUAUCUCACCUACAACAGCGAGUUCUCAGACUCUUGGAAAGAAAAAGCCACAAACCCAGACAGAAGACCUUGUAGAACGUAAUAAAAUAACACUGGGCCGCAUCACAUCUGAUCAAGGAUCCUAUGUGAAUAUGCAUGCACUUCACCAGAAGAAGCAUCAGACUGUGAAAAAGGAUUGGGGGUUGCCGCCACAAGAGGCACCGACACCGGCCACACCUCCAAUUGGCUGCUUCUGGAACAGAGGCAUGGAACAUGGCCCACUCAGACUCAAUGUUCCCCACCUCUCCCAGGAAGCGGCUGAUGUUCUUCCAGAGGUAACCACUGCAGAGUGUCCAAAAGAGAGUUCAGAUCCAGAACUAUGGUUAACACAACAAUUGAAGGUCACCCACAUCACAGAAGGAAGUAAACAGGGGAAUAUUGAACCUUACUACAGCAGCAUGGAGAAAAGCCUAGAAUUGGAUAGCACAACUGCAUUAAAAUGUGUCUUAUCCAUUGAGGAGGGGGAACACAAGUGGUGUCCAAAUGAAGAUUGCAUUAAGCAAAAUCUCGAAAACAUCGCCACGAUACCUUCAAGUACUUCACACAAAGCCAGAGUCUAUACAAAGCUGCCACCUAUUAUGCGAAAGGAGUGCUGUGGUUUGAAGACAAUCAAUUCCCACCAUAGAAACAGCCCUGCUGAUUUCUUGGAACAGAUGGAAGACAAAUUGAAGACAAGAACCAAUUACAAGACAUACAGCCUUAAAGAAUACAAGGAGUUGAAGUUAGAUGUGAAGCUGCAAGGUCUGGGUCCUGACUACACCGCAGUUAAGAAGCUAGCUGAGAAGAUGACCCAACAGAAGCUGUAUUCAAAUGGAGUUCGUGAGAGAAACAGAAACAUUAGUAAGAUACCCUUCCUGUUGGCCAAGGAACCAUUAGGCAAAGAGAGAAAAGUUGCAAGGAUUAAGGCUUUAGAGUAUGCCAAGACCAUUGCCAAGCCUCUCAUUCAACCCCCUCAUUCAAAGUCAAGUAAAAAACAACAGACAGGAGGUGCCAUUGGACACACUUCUUGUUUAGAGGACUGGAAUAUUUCCCAGCUGGCCCCAGUCGAUCUUCUUAUGAAACGUCACGAAGAAGAAAAGGAUGCUCUCUUCAGAAAGAUGCAUGUUAUUUGAGGACAUUUUAAAACCUUCCAUUCGAAGUGUGGCUUCAUAAAUAAACACUUGUUGAAGAGAUUACAUGUAUUUCUUGAUUGUUAUUAGCUAAAUUCUCAAUUGUGUGGUUGUUUCGUGUGAUUUGUGUGGUGAGUGGCUGCGUCAGGUUACAGUCAACCAGUCGCUUAAGAAUGCCACCCUUGGAAUUUCAGCCCAAGAAUAAUUUUUUUCAAGAAUCUUGAAAGCAGUAAUCCAAUGACCAUUUGGUAGCAGAUCCACACCAACCCCCCACCACAUCCAUCCCUUCAUCCAUUUUUUAAGCCGCUUUUCCUCACGAGGGUCGCAGAGUACUGAAGCCAAUCCCAACCAUCAUCGGACAGUGGGCAGGGUACACCCUGAACUGGUUCCCAGCCAAUUGCAGGGCACAUGGAUACACACAACAGUUUUUGGGGUGUGGGAGGAAACUGGAGUGCCCGGAGAGAACCCACACAACCACAGGGAGAACAUACAAACUCCACACAGCUAGGGCGGGAUUUGAAUCCCAGUCCUCAGAACUGUGAGGGAGGCCAACGGUCUACAGUUGCGCCACCGUAACGCCCCCCACGCAAAACAAACCAAGAAAUGUUAAUUUUUUUUUUUUAGCUUCCAAUCUGGACGGUUGAUCAGCCCCCCCCCCCCCUUUUCUUUUUUAAUCCAAAAUAAUUUCAUUAGUGGCAUCACCGAAACAUUUCCAGAGUAAGCUUUUCCACACUUUUUCCAUGAAGGCGGAAACUGGGCACAACAAUUGCAAACAGCACAUCAAAUACAAACACCACAACACAGGGAUGGAGAACAGAAAAGCCAAAGACACAACAAAAUCAGUCAAAAAUGGAAAUGCAAAAGCAACAGCACAACACAUUAGCACCACAACAUUAACACAAAACAAAUGCUGAUGUCACAAUGCUUUAUGUACAACAGGCAGGACCACCCCGCCCUUGAUUUAUAUUUCAUCCUUUGACACCCCCCACUUUCCCUUAGAGGCCCCAUAGCUCAGUGCUUAGACCAUUGGUUUGGUAUACCA
Molecule: messenger RNA, 5436 nt
Organism: Syngnathoides biaculeatus (alligator pipefish)
Lineage: Eukaryota; Metazoa; Chordata; Actinopteri; Syngnathiformes; Syngnathidae
Gene: jhy
Product: junctional cadherin complex regulator
Exons: 10
Coding region: 2277-4397 (706 amino acids)
Biological process (GO): axoneme assembly
Source: RefSeq, a predicted model, not a curated record